AUGGAUGAAGAAGAAAUAUCAGAAAAUUCACGUUCACCUUUGAUUCAACACACUUCAAAGAGAACCGGUAAUCUGCAGAGAGCAGUGGCACAUAUAAUAACUGGUGUGAUAGGGGCAGGGGUGCUGUCUCUGGCAUGGUCUGUGGCACAAUUAGGGUGGAUUGCAGGUCCUUUGAUAACUUCAGUGUUUGCAGGAACUGUCAUUGUUUCUGCAAACCUUCUUGCUGACUGCUACAGAUUCCCUGAUCCUGAAUAUGGCAACAUUAGGUGCCCCUCCUACAUGGAUGCUGUUCAUCUGUACCUAGGAGAGGCGAAGGAAAAGGUGUGUGGAGUGCUGGUACAUGCAAGCUUAUUUGGUACAACCACUGCAUAUGUAAUUACUUCUGCUAACAGUGUCAGUCAGUAUGACGCUUCAGUCACUUAUUCCCAACACCAACAUGGAAACGAGAACUUCGCAAUGUCCCACAAGAAGAGCACGCUUGCAAUGUCUGAUCUACACACCUUAGUUAUCAAGGACAUGGCUUCUAAAAGUUUUAAGAUUACUGUUUGA
Sphenostylis stenocarpa is the source of this 549-nucleotide messenger RNA. The record is from the annotation of a GenBank genome assembly. NCBI's taxonomy places the organism in Eukaryota, Viridiplantae, Streptophyta, Magnoliopsida, Fabales, Fabaceae.